GUCACACGUCGCGAGACAUUCACACACCUUCAGACGUGGCUGGAGGACGCGAAAGCGAACGCCAAUACCGCCAUUGUUAUUAUGUUAAUUGGGAACAAAUGUGACUUAGAGGCCAAGCGACAGGUGUCGCGGGAGGAGGGAGAGAGUUUCGCCAGGAAGAACAACCUGGUGUUUAUGGAGACAAGCGCCAAGACGGCGCAAAAUGUGGAUGACGCCUUUAUGAAGACCGCCAUGAUGAUUUACGAGAAUGUGCAGAGCGGUGUUGUGGACCUAUCCGUGGUGUCGGGUAAGCCUUCGCCUGCGGCUGCGGCCGUCACUCCUGCGACGCGAGGAGGCAGCUCCAACCAAUGCCCUUGUUGA
Trypanosoma cruzi is the source of this 360-nucleotide messenger RNA. Its product is annotated as ras-related protein rab-2a, putative. The transcript has a single exon. The annotation marks the transcript as partial. The record is from RefSeq and is a predicted model, not a curated record. Gene Ontology annotation, molecular function: GTPase activity; GTP binding. Gene Ontology annotation, cellular component: Golgi apparatus. NCBI's taxonomy places the organism in Eukaryota, Euglenozoa, Kinetoplastea, Trypanosomatida, Trypanosomatidae.